This is a messenger RNA of Closterium sp. Naga37s-1, 729 nucleotides long. Lineage: Eukaryota; Viridiplantae; Streptophyta; Zygnematophyceae; Desmidiales; Closteriaceae. The record is from the annotation of a GenBank genome assembly.
AUGAAUAAUAGGUGCGUCGGGCAGAAGCUCGAGAAGUCGGGCACGAGGGGGAGGGAAUCGAGCAACGGGAGCGGGGUCCAAAGGAACAAGCGGAUGAUGACGCUGGGGAAGCUCGGGCGGCAGAAUGGCAAGGCCCAGAGGAGGGGGAACGGGAGGCACGAGAUUGUGCCUCGGCGGACUCCACGGUCGGAGGAGGCGCAAGAGGAAGGGGUUGGGGGGAGGCUGACGCUGAUAGCGGCACCGACAGCGGUGAGGGCUGGGACAUUUGAGGGGACGACACGACGGGACCGGACGACUGCUGCUGGGUGGAUUGCUGUGACGGCACCGGCGGAGGCAGUUGAGGAGGCGACUGGGAUACCAGAGGAGAGGGAGGUUGGAGAUGCGGGCCACCGACCUACCGGUGGAGAGCAGGAGGAGGGCGAGGCGGUCGACGACGACGAAAGGAACCACCACGGGCUCUUAGAUGAAGGUGGGUACGCCCACGAGGAGAGGGGUCAGGAAGGGGUCCCGGCUUCCUCGUGCUCAGCCAGGGCAGCAGCGGCUCGGGGCAGGACUGGCGCCAGACCGCCCUGGGCCUUUGGCAGGCUGGGAACAGCAAAGUACCCCGCCGCGUGCGCCUGCCGCGGCUGGGGACGGCGUUUUCCCGUCAUCAACACGUCGCCGGGAGACACAGGUAGAGGAAGAGGGAGAGCGACGAUCGAAAGAGCUUGCAGGGGACGACGGCUAUGA